Molecule: messenger RNA, 699 nt
Organism: Linum tenue
Lineage: Eukaryota; Viridiplantae; Streptophyta; Magnoliopsida; Malpighiales; Linaceae
Source: the annotation of a GenBank genome assembly
AUGCGGGGGAAAGGCGGGCCCGAGAACGCACUCUGCACCUACAAGGGAGUCCGCCAGAGGACGUGGGGCAAAUGGGUCGCCGAGAUCCGCGAGCCCAACCGCGGGGCCCGCCUCUGGCUCGGCACCUUCGACACCUCCCACGAGGCCGCCCUAGCCUACGACGCCGCGGCCCGCAAGCUCUACGGGCCCGAGGCCAAGCUCAACCUGCCCGAGCUGCUGCUCCAACAACAACACCACCACCAAGCCAACAGCUCGGGCAGCUUCGGGCAGGCCCCACCUUUUGCUGGGGCUAUGGACCCCACACAGUCCCUGAAACCGGAAUCAUUAAGUUUCGCGGUUUCAGGGACUGUAUUAGCUGGCUCUGCUUCUCUCUCCUCUUCUCCUUCUUUGUCCUCUUCCUCGUCUUCCUCCUCCAACAACGUGCCGGCCACCAUGGGCAGCUUCGACCUGCCGGCGAUGGUGUUCGGCGGCAGCAGCGGCGGCAUGGGGUACUCGAAUUCGAGCGGGGACGAGGUAGGGGGGAGCGAGUUCUGGUCGAACUUGCACGUGAACUUGCCGCUGUUGGACGAUUCCAUAUGGGCGGAGGCUGCCAUGUCGCUGGACUUCCCGAUGCAAGAGCCGGCGGGGAUGUUCGCCGGAGGGGCGAUGGAUGGAGGGAGCGGGUGGGACUCGGCCACCACAACUCCAUGGUGCAUGUAA